Molecule: messenger RNA, 4180 nt
Organism: Thalassophryne amazonica
Lineage: Eukaryota; Metazoa; Chordata; Actinopteri; Batrachoidiformes; Batrachoididae
Gene: fcho1
Product: FCH and mu domain containing endocytic adaptor 1
Exons: 27
Coding region: 136-3768 (1210 amino acids)
Biological process (GO): clathrin-dependent endocytosis; clathrin coat assembly
Cellular component (GO): clathrin-coated vesicle; clathrin-coated pit; plasma membrane
Source: RefSeq, a predicted model, not a curated record
UGCCUGGUGGUGCAUUUCUACUACUACUAGGAUUAAACCGCGUUUGUGUACAGCGGCUGCUGUAACGAUGGAAAAUACACUGUAAACAUCACCGGGGAAGACUGUACAGAGUUGCUGCAAAUCUCUCUCGGAGCAAUGAUGGCCUUCUUUCAGAACAACUUUUGGGGUGAGAAAAAUGCCGGCUUUGACGUUCUCUAUCACAACAUGAAGCACGGCCAGCUGGCAACCAAGGAGCUGGCUGAGUUUGUCCGAGAGAGGGCCACCGUUGAGGAGACCUACUCAAAGUCAAUGAGCAAAUUAUCGAAGAUAGCCAGCAAUGGGAGUACACUGGGUACUUUUGCUCCCAUGUGGGACGUGUUCAGGGUUUCUUCAGACAAACUGGCUCUCUGCCACCUUGAGCUGAUGAGAAAGAUGAAUGAUCUGAUCCGGGACAUCAACAAGUAUGGAGAUGAGCAGAUCAAAGUUCAUCGCAAGGUGAAAGAGGAGAUGGUGGGGACGGUGGAGGCGGUGCAGUCACUGCAGGUUCAGAAUAGUCACCUUCAGAAGUCCAAGGAGGGUUACCACAGCAAGUGUUUGGAGCUGGACCGGCUUCGGAAGGAGGGUGCACCACAGAAAGAACUGGAGAAAGCGGAGCUAAAGUCUAAGAAAGCAGCCGAGUCUUUCGCGUUGUGCAUCGAGAAGCACAACCGUGUAGGAGGAGAGUUUGAGCAGAAGAUGAGCGAGUCGGCUCAGAAGUUUCAGGAAAUUGAAGAAUCUCAUCUGCAACAGAUGAAACAGCUGAUUAAAGGUUAUUCGCAUGCCAUCGAGGACACCCAUGUUCAGGUGGGACAGGUCCACGAAGAGUUUAAGCAGAAUGUGGAAAAUAUUGGCAUUGAUAACCUCAUCCAGAAAUUUGCAGAGCAGAAGGGCACAGGCAAAGAGAGGCCAGCUCUGGUUGGUUUUGAGGAGUACAUGACAACUUUGGCAUCAGAAGGAGGGAAAAAGAGUCGUGCAAAAGCCUUCAGGAUCCCUGGACUGGGCAAGAGGGACAAGGAGCCAGACUCCACGGAUUCAGCUGUGACAGAGGCACUGAAUUUACCCCUGGAAGUAGACGACGAGGGAUUUGUCAUCCGAGCCAAUGGCACCCAGAGCUGUGCCGAGGAAAAUGAGAACAAUUUUUACUCCAGCGACUCAGAUUUUGAUGAUGAGGAGCCGAAGAAGUUUCAUAUCCAGAUCAGACCAGUAGCCAGCAGCAGCCGUGGCAACUCCAGCGCCAUGGAGAAAGAGCUUAAAGCCACCGUGGGGACGCUGAGUUUGCCACCAAACAGAGGGAUUUCAGGCAAGAGGAAUCUCUCUCGAAACUCGAGCACUGCAGGAGGCCGAUCGGAAGGAGAAGGCGAAGCUGCGUCUCACAGGGAUGGAGAGCAGGAGACCCUGCGCAGGUCCACUUCCAGUCCUGAUCACAGCAGGUUGACUUCGACAGUGUUGGGUUCUGACAGUCUGUUUGGACCACCGCUGGAAUCGGCUUUCAAAUCCAAAAGUUUCAGUGGCCGGGACCAGCUCAGAGAACGGAGUGCUCUCAGCGCUUCUGAAUAUGCUGCCUUCUCUUCUGACUCUUCGUCUCCAGAGAACAUUGAAGAUUCUGGUCUGGACUCGCCUUCCCAUCAGCCCCUUGGGCCCUCUCCUGAGCCCAUGGGCUGGGCAGCUUGGCCCCCUGCAUCACAGAGUAAAGACCAGAUGCAAACACUGGGUCGGUCUUCAGACCCGUUCUUCUCUGCCUUCAAGGACCCCUCCCUCGCUCUGACCUCUCACCCACAGGAUGAGCCUGUGACCACCUGGUCAGUCGCACAGUCGUGUCCCUCUCACGUUUCCACAGGCACAGUCCCCUCAUCAGUAAGAUUUCCUGCUUUUUCUCAGUUCCUCCCCCCACCUGAGAUGGACUCUGUGUGGAGCUGCAAACACAUGCUCUCAGAGGACCCCUUCCUUGCUGCCUUUGAGAGGACAGAGACCUUAAAUCUGCCUGAUGCUUGGGCGUGGCCCCCAGCUUGCUCAACACAAGAAGGCAGGGACCCAUUCACCAUCACUCUCACAGACACCAAGACACUACCAUCCGCCUCCUCGUCUUCCUCAUCUUCCUCCAAUCGUAAAGAGAGAGACAGGAAACGAGAUCGGAGCCUCCCACCUGCUGCAUCUGUAGAUGACCCAUUUGCAGUCACCAUGAUUGGGAGCCCCACACACCAAUCAGUGCUGGCUGCCGCAGCUGGGAUCAUCCCUCCCCACAGCAGUGACGGUGCGGGUAACAACAGGCCGGCACGCGACACCAGUUCCAGCUCUUUGCCUAAAGCUCAGCCAAAGAAUGAGCUGCUGCACUGGAACUCUGUCCAAAACCCGUUUAACGAGGGUGCCUCUGCAGUGUCCGGAGCAAGGCAUCCGAGCAGCUCCAAAACGCAGGGAGGACGAGAGAGAAGAAAACACUGGUCCUCAGAAAGUGAGCCACGGAGGAACGCUCCUCCACUCACGAGGCAUUCAGGGCCCCAGGAGGACCUUUGUUUUUCGACAGACAAAGACCAGGACUGCCUGGAUCUCAACUCUCCGCUACCCUGUGGUACUGCUUCUCACAAGGGUUCAAAGCAUAACUUCAUGCAGGACAGCAAUGAAGUGGUCAGAACUGCUCCCAUUCGAGGGUCCCGGCUCAAGAGGACUUCAGGACGACUCCUCAGCACAGAGAAAUCUCGCUCACUGUGCUCGUCCCCGCUGCCGGGGCCCAGCCCUUCCAUCACUUCCUCUUCCUCAUCUAGUCCCAGCGAAUGGGGUCCGCAGGGUCGUGACGGCGAGUGGAUGGGUCAGAACAGAGCACCUAGUCCUGCUAAGGGAGAACGAGCUUCACCUUUGGCCUAUCAGCCACAGGACCACCCUCAAAGACCGCUGCACCUGUCACGAGGACCCAGUCCCAUUUCUCUCAGCACACAGGAAGCCUGGCCUGUGGCAGCAGCCAUAACGGAAUAUAUCAACGCCUACUUCAAAGGCGGACAGCACAACCGGUGCCUUGUGAAGAUCACAGGUGAUCUGACAAUGUCCUUCCCAGCAGGCAUCACCCGGAUCUUCACAGGCAAUCCCAACAUUCCCGUGCUCAGCUUCAGACUGGUUAACAUUGCGAAGAUCGAUCACUUUCUGCCCAACCAGAAGCUGCUCCACAGUGAUCUGUCUCAAAGUGACCCAGACAUCAGGGACUUCUGGUUCAACAUGCAGGCUCUUCAGCUCUACCUGCAGAGAGAAGCUGAACUCAACUCUCAGGCCUCCUACUACAAUGUAGGCCUGCUCAAAUAUCAGGUUUCAUCCCAGGAUCUGGCGCGGGCUCCUCUCCUGUUAUCAGCUGAGUGCCAGCGCAGCGGCAGCGUCACACGAGUGUCCUUGGAUUACCACUGCUGCCCCGCCACAGCACCCUUUAGCCAGCUCACCGCCGUCCAAGUGCUGCUGCCGUUAGACCACACAGCUACCGACCUGCAGUGCCAACCGGCCGCAUCCUGGAACGCAGAGGAACGACGUCUGCUGUGGAAACUGCCGAACCUCUCACCGACCAACCACAGCAAAGGCUCAGGAACCCUGUGUGCCAGUUGGCAGUGCCUGGAGGUUCCCCGUGGCCCUCCACCCAGCCUGGCGGUCCAGUUUGUGGGUUCGGGGGCGUCGCUGUCAGGCAUGGACAUAGAGCUGGUUGGGACUCGCUACCGCAUGUCACUGGUCAAGAAACGAUUUGCCACAGGGAAGUACAUGGCGGGCUGCUCCUUGUGAUUUACACAUGGAACUCUCUGAUUCCUAAACGGGCUGUUGCUGGAGUUUCGGAGAACUUUGCACUUUUUACAGUGUGUAUCAGAGGCUGCACAGAUGGUGGACGUCCUCAGCCCUGAAGGACGAUGUGCACUUUCACUUUCAAGUUUCUUUUUAUUCCCAUCUUUAGUCAGUGUUGGUCACUUUUUUUCUUCCUUUCCACAUUGUGUUCUGUGUGCCUUUAAGAUUAAAAGACUGCAAACAUAAUGUAACUCAGAGGUGGGGGGGGAGACUAUUGUGAAUAACUUUGGGCUGUUAAAACUCAUUUGUAAAUGAUUUGAACACACUGAAGAAAGCCGUUUGUAAAUCUGCAGUUUGCUCAGAGUGAGUUUUGUGAAUGUAGACAUUUGAUAAAAUAAAUGUGUUCAAGCUGUUG